This is a messenger RNA of Babjeviella inositovora NRRL Y-12698, 783 nucleotides long. It is a transcript of the gene MED8, whose product is annotated as Med8p. Gene Ontology annotation, cellular component: core mediator complex; mediator complex. Gene Ontology annotation, biological process: regulation of transcription by RNA polymerase II. The transcript has a single exon. Gene Ontology annotation, molecular function: RNA polymerase II cis-regulatory region sequence-specific DNA binding; transcription coregulator activity. Bases 1 to 783 code for a protein of 260 amino acids. The record is from RefSeq and is a predicted model, not a curated record. Lineage: Eukaryota; Fungi; Ascomycota; Pichiomycetes; Serinales.
AUGUCGUCCAUUCUCCAACGUGCCUUAGGAAACAACCGACACAACAAUAGUAAUGGUUCCUCCAUGAACAACCUAAAGGACACGACCACUUUGGCGUCUAACCACGUUGACGUUGCCCUGAUUCCGGUUGAACCGUUGGAGUCUCUUAGAACCAGACUAUCGCAGCUUACACAAUCCUUGGCCAAACUCCUUGACUCUCUUAACUCUCCCAGCAACAACCCCAACCCCGCCGACCCUACCCAACCCUCGCGUUUGCCACAUUUUGUGUCGUUGCAGAACCAGUACAACGUGAUUAAUAACCAGUUGGUUUCCAUUGUCCAGUCCUUGGAGGCCCAUCAGUCGGUGCUUCUCACCCAUGACGCGUUUCCACUUCCAAAAUUCCCCACAACAAAGGAACAGAACUUGGUGACUACAUUGCUAAGAAAGAAAACCGUUCCUGAGGUUGUCGACUGGGUGAAUGAGUCAAUGCAGCUUGUUGAUGAACAAAUCCGAUCGAAUCCUGCCAGUGGGAACGUCACGUCCUUGAACGACAAAUUUGUAGACUGGUGCGUGCAGUCGAUGACAGAGGAGCGGGACAAUUACGAAUUUCAUGGGUUCCAAACGAUGGCUGAAUUGCGCGAUAUUAACAACGGCGCAAGCGACAACGAUGUGGAUAUGACAAAGGAAGAGGACGAGAAGGCCAAGAGAAAGGAGGAAGAGUUGAAGAAGCUGGCGAUGAGUGUCAAUGAGUUGUUAAAGUUUAUCUACCAGGGGGUAGACCCCAGAGUUCUGAAUCAAGCUUAA